UAUUUGGUUGAAAACAUGUAAUGAUUGCAUAACAUAUUGCCAUCACUUAUACAUCUUAUAUUGGGAUCAAUUGCUUCAUCUGUGCCAUCGAUGCCAUGGAUUCUCGAUGUGAUGUCCGAUGUGUUGAAUGCGAUGAUAGCGUUGUCAUUGAGUUUGUCUAUACUAUAGACACCACUUCUCAGCGAUCUUUUCACUUCAAACGCGACAAAAACGAGACUUUGAGGCAAACAUUCGCCAGAAUUGCGUUGAAUAUCAACAAGUCUUUGAAGAAGAAGACAAAGACUAAGUCCAAGACCACCGCUCAAACCGAUGCCGACGCCGUUGACAUCCAUCUGAUCAGCGAUGGGGUCAGUGUUUCUCAAGACUCGGCCAACACUCAUGUCUGGAAAUCAGGGCAAACUCUUGUGGUGGGAGUGAAUCGAUAUAAUGUCUUCGUGAACGCGCCGACAGUUAAAUGGAUGCGAUUACUCAAAGUGUUGAUGUCUUCGUUUAAAAUCUAUCCAAUCAUUUCACUUGAAUUUUGUUCACUUAAUGAAUGCCAAUACUAUUGGUUUCGGGAAUCGAUUCAAACAAUUAAUAGUACUGUCGUUGAGAUGGGAACCGAUAAACAGACAAAACAAACGGCCAAAGACUCUGAAAAUAGUGAUUGGGUUUUAGUUGGAGAAGGAUUUUAUUACGAGACCACUAGUGAUGAUAUCGGCUCUAAACUCAAAGUGGUUUGUCAUCCGUUGAAUGGCAGACAAUGCGAAGCCAUUUCUGAGAAUCCGAUUGAAGCGAAUCCCGGUUUGUGUCCAUUUGAAGAGAGGACUAUGUUUUGCCAAAAUGCUGUCAAUUUUGGCUCAUUUCGUAUCGUUUCGUACAAUAUAUUGGCCAACAUUUACGCGGAUCAGGACUACACCCGAACCGUACUCUUUCCAUACUGUCCUCCCUAUGCGCUCGCAAUUGAUUAUAGAAAACAAUUGUUGCUAAAAGAGAUCACCGGAUAUAAGGCAGACAUCUAUUGUUUGCAAGAAGUGGACAAAUUAGUCUUCGACGCCGAUCUCAAACCAAUUAUGUCUUCUUUGUAUGAAAUCAAUUCUAAACCAAAAUAUGAAUCCAUUUUUAGCGAAAAGGGAAAUACAGGCGAAGGUUUGGCCGCUUUUGUCAAUACAUCCAAAUUUGAGAUAUUAAGUGCCGAAACUGUCUGUUUGUCUCAAGAACUCCAAACAAAUCCAAUUUUUGCACAAUUAUUAAGUGAUAUUAGCGUUAAUGAGAAACUAUUGGACCGAUUAAUGGCCAGAUAUUCGGUCAUUCAAUGCAUUCUCUGCAUGAGUUUAGAGGACAACAAUCGGGCCAUACUUUUAGGCAAUACUCACCUAUACUUUCAUCCCGACGCCGACCACAUCCGACUCAUUCAGUCUUAUAUUUAUGUUAAAUAUAUUGAAAACAAAAUCAAAAUAUUAUCAAAAAAGAGGCCAGAAUUGAAAGUCUCGCCAAUACUUUGCGGCGAUUAUAACAGUUGUCCAGAAUUUGGUGUUUUCCAGUUAAUGACCACCGACUCGGACGAGACAAUCGAUGGCAUUGAUAUGCAUCACAGCUUAAGUCUGGACAGCGCUUGUGGUCAACCGGUUUACACCAAUUACACGCCCGGUUUCAGCGGUUGUCUCGACUAUAUAUUCUUCGAUACGAAUCAAUUAGAAGUGUCUGAAGUGAUACCAAUGCCAAGUCAUGAACAGGUGGUCCAGAAUAUGGGUCUUCCGAGUAUUGUCUUCCCUUCAGACCAUUUGGCACUCAUUUCAGUACUUAAAUGGAAAACAUGUUAACAUUCAA
Molecule: messenger RNA, 1809 nt
Organism: Medioppia subpectinata
Lineage: Eukaryota; Metazoa; Arthropoda; Arachnida; Sarcoptiformes; Oppiidae
Source: the annotation of a GenBank genome assembly